Molecule: messenger RNA, 2300 nt
Organism: Atta colombica
Lineage: Eukaryota; Metazoa; Arthropoda; Insecta; Hymenoptera; Formicidae
Gene: Tab2
Exons: 10
Coding region: 104-1912 (602 amino acids)
Molecular function (GO): ubiquitin binding
Source: RefSeq, a predicted model, not a curated record
GGUGUGUAGUGAAGAGGAAGAGGAGGAAGUGCACAACAACAUCGCCCGUCGAACAUCUCCGAUGGUUACCGUCCGGUAGGCCCUGUCAGGAGGAUGGGGGCCCAUGAUGGGGGAGUGCCACUGCUCUAACAUCACUAUCAUGCAGCUGUUCCACGAGCUGAAGCAGCAGUUCCCCGCGCUCCCUGAUCACGUCGUCUCCCAGUGCAUCGCCCAGAACAGUCACGACCGGGAGACAUGCGCGAGAAGCCUGCGGGCCACCCAGGAGUCCCGUCCGUCACCGGGCGCGUUUCCACCCCCAGCCCCCAGUAUCGGGAUGCAACAGCCGCUAUUGCUGCAGCCGCAGCAAUCGCAAGCACAACAACGAGAGCAACAACUCGCAUCGCAACAGCGUUGCUGUAUGCCCGGUAUGCCGAUGAACCAAAUGGUCGCGAGCAACGUCAGCGUCGGACGUCCUCAUCGACCGGCGUCGUUGGACAUCGGUAUGAGCCGUCGCUACCCUCUCAUAGGCUGCACCCGCACCGCUGCCGCCGUCGCCGUCGCAGCUGCGACGCCGGCGUCGUCCAGCGGCGUCGCCACUCCCUCGUCUGCGCCGGCUGUCUGCACGUCGCGCGGUUUCUUCGACGAUGGUUGUUGCACCGUCAAUAGUAACAGCAACGGCAGCAAUGCGCCACCCGGCUUCGAGCUCAACGUCAACGUCGCCUGCAGCCCCGCGGGCAAUCGCGAUUUUCGAACGGCACCGACGAUCGGUGUCGGUAAACGAAACGAUCUUGUCGUCGUGCCACGGCCUCAUUAUGCCGAGCCUCUGUUAGCCAUCGGGAAGUCCGAGACGCAAAUCGAUCAUACGCGAAGUUAUACGUCGGUCAGUUUGACCCUCCGGCCACCCUCCUCUGAGCCGCAACCUCCAAUCGAUAUCAGGUCGGAAGGAUCGAGUCUGACCUACUCGACCUCGUCCUUGGAUCCACGUGGCUUUCAGAGCCGUCUGCAGAUCAGCAUUGGUCCUGGAAACGUCGGUAGUGUGGCGGCGGCGAGGAUCAGACCACCUAUGGCUAAGCCGUUUAUACCGCCGCCGUGGGCUCAAAACCCACUACGGUCGCCUGAACUUUCUCUAGAACCGCCUAACCAAUUGCCAAGGCCUACGACGACGAUGAGCGCACCGACUACUCCCUCCAUACCGCCGACAACGAAUAUUAUCCCGGGUUGCAGCCUUCCCACAACACCAUCCGGACCCACAACGAGCAGCGGCGUCGGGCCUCUUAACGCCGUCUCUUCCUCCCUCGGGGACCACAUGGCUUCCGAUCGGAAUCGAUCGCCGUUGUGCCAAGUGGAGGAGCACCAAAAGAAAUUAGUCGCGGAGCAACUGGCUAGGAAGGAGAGGCUCGCCAAGGAGCUCAGGGCUGAGAAGGGACGACUCGAAGCGAUGAAGAAGGAAGUGCAGGCAUUAACCCGACCGGAUCCCUUGAUAUCACCUCAAGAGCUAAAAAGAAAACUGAAGACCGAAAUAUAUAUGCUACAGGUCGAGUGCGACAGAUUGGCCAUAGAAGUCGAUCAAUGGUCAGACAGACGAGUACCAUUGGGCGAAACGAAUGAGGAGUUUUAUCAGGGCAUUUAUACUGGCCAGUCGUUGCCGACAAGACCGUCGAAUCUACAACCACCGCGUUUACCGAGUCAACCACCGGCAUGGCGAUCGGAACAGCCGGCGAAUGACAACGACCGGGAGGAACGGGAUGAGCCUUCGUGGGUCUGCACAAUGUGCACUUUCGAUAAUCAUCCAUUGAUGAACAAGUGUGAGGAGUGCGACAUGCCGAGACUGUUGAACCGCAGCAGUGCAGGGGAGACGCAAGAUAUUCAUAUACGAGUAACUCAUCAUCAUAAUUUUUCGCCACGGCAUAUAGUACACAGUUGGGUGGUAUGAUGCGAACUGAAUUAGAAGUUUAUAAAAAACUGUACAUACGUAUAAAAAAAUUAAAUUAAAUAAAUUUUGUAGGGGCUAAGCGAUUGUAAUAGAACACAUAUGAUGACUAAUGUAAUAAUUUAAUUUAAUUUUUUAUUUAUGAUUAGUAUACAUCACGAAUUAUUAGAAUCAUUAAAUAGUUUAUCCCGGUUUUUUGGCGAUUUAUGUCUUUUCGAAGCAAUUUCUACGCAUCUUUAGAAUUUCGUACAUAGCAGAAUAAUUAUAGAUGCAUCGCCAAUAAGAGCAAAAGGUACAUUCGAUUAAAUAUCAUAAAAUUCUUUUCUCCAGAUUUUUAUUUGUAUAAAAAGUCAUCAUAUAAUACAUAAAAUACAAGUAUUUGUGAUAAUUA